AUGUUCCUUCUUAGUGGAGUAACGCAGCAGCAGCCCCAGCUGCUGCUGCUGCAGCUCGGCAGGCGGGCGCUGCAGCAGCAGCAGCAGCAGCAUUUGCUGCUGCUGCGCCGCAACACCCAUUCUGCGCACGGGCGGCUGUCCACUCGCCUCUCGCUUAUGUUGCAGAGACAGCAGCAGCAACGGCAGCGGGAACAGGAGAAGCGCGUGCCCGCUUCGCAGCGCCGAAACCAAGAGCAGCAGCAGCAGCAGCAGCAGCAGCGGCGGCUGUCCGAAGAGGAACGCAAGGCCCUGCUGCAGCAGCUGCUGCUUCGCAUAGACGAAAGCUUCAAGCAGCACCACUCUUUGUGGCUGCCUCGCCAGAGCCAGCGCGGGGGCGGCAGAGCAGCAAAGCCUUCGCUGCAGCGCCCCUGGAACCCCAGGAAGCAGCAGCAGCAGCAGCAGCAGCAGCAGCGGCAGCAGCAGCUGCGGGGGCGUUGGGGCGCCCCUGCGGGCGGUGCUCCUGGCAGCGCGUGGGCGACGCAGCACCCCGCUGAAGCCACAGCAACCCCAGCAGCAGCAGCAGCAACAGCAACAGCAGCAGCAGCAACCCCAGCAGCAGCAGCAGCAGCAGCAGCAGUUCCAGUGCCUGCUGUUCGCCGCUCCGAAGACCUCAGCGCCCUCGAGUGUCUCUUUUUGCUGCUGCGGCUGGUCCGGCUGCCCAAGGAUUGGCAGCAAAUUUUGCGGCUGCUGCAGCUGCUGAAUAACUUUGGGAGACUCAGCGGCAGCAGCAGCAGCAGCAGCAGCAGCACCACGCACAGCGAGAUCGCCACCCGACUUGCUGCUGCUGCGGCCCUUUGCAAACGCCACGACGAAGCCUGUGCUGUGCUGGAGUGCAGCAAAUACUUUUUGUCUUCUCCUCCUUCUUUAUUUAUUGUUUUUAAUCUUUUGGAAGAUGCAUUAGGUAGAAAAGAUGCAGCAGCAGCAGAUAAGCUUUUCCUUUCCCUCAGACACGACUGGAGACUGCCGAUAUCCCCGUCGAGUUACUUGCUGAUGCUGCGAGCUGCAGUGACACCUGAACACACUGACAUCAGAAGAUGCGCAAAAGGUCCAGCAGGCUCAGAGCCUGCGCCGGGAGAGACGCAAGCCGGAGCUGCAGCGGAAGCAGAUGAUGCAGCAGCAGCAGCAACAGCAGCAGCAGCGGAAGCAACAAACACACAAGACGCAGAAGCAGCAGCAGAAGGAGAGGCAGCAGCAGAUGAUGAGAUCACUGCAGCAGAGUACCUGAGGAUGGCGAAGAGAGUUUCGGUUUGUAUGGAAGAAGAUGCUGCUGCUUUCAACGGCCGCCCGCUUUCCCCCAGAGCUUUGCUGCUGCAGUCUUGGCUGGCUCUCUUGGAGCACAAAUUUGCUGCUGAUACUGCUGCACUGCAGCAAGGCGUUUCGCUGCUGCUUGCUGCUUGUGCAGCACGAGUUGCUGAGGGCAGCAGCAGGUAA
Eimeria tenella is the source of this 1470-nucleotide messenger RNA. RefSeq lists its product as uncharacterized. Lineage: Eukaryota; Apicomplexa; Conoidasida; Eucoccidiorida; Eimeriidae. The transcript has 6 exons. The record is from RefSeq and is a predicted model, not a curated record. The coding region runs from base 1 to 1470 and encodes 489 amino acids.